UGAGCCAGGCCAGCUCUGCUUUCCCACCGAGGGGCGCCGGGAGGAAAAGAGGGCAGGGCGACUCGGCGAGAGAGAUAAACCCCCAAUCCCCAAAAUCAGAGCAAAAUUAAUAAAACCGGAGCGGCAGAUACAAUAAGCCGCCGCCGCCACCACCACCACCACCACCACGCCACCGCCCGCCGCUCCCCGCUGUAGCAGAAAAAAAGCCGAGCAGUCGCAGGCGGGGAAGGGGAAUCGCCUGUCGCCGCGGUGGGUUGGUGGCUUCUCUGAGUUCUCCCUCUUGGAUGCCCUCCCCUCCCGCUCGCUCGCUUCUCCCCCACUCCACGCGCCGAUCCGCCAGCCAACAAACCACCAGCCGAUCCAAUUGACGACGACGACGAGGAGGAGGGGGCGAGGUAUCCGUGCUGACUCUUCCCUUUCUCUUCUUCCUGCCCACGCUGCCGCGCCUGCACGGCGUCGAGCCCCAGCAGCCGUGGCCGGCCCGGCGCCAGGGGCAAGAACCGGUGUGCGCGCGACGGGCGGGGGAGCAGCAGCGCGAUGCUGUGGGCGGCGCGCGCGUCGGGGUUCUUCUCCGCGGCCAUGCUGAUGGUGGUCCUCUCGCCGUCGCUGCAGUCCUUCCCGCCGGCCGAGGCCAUCCGGUCGUCGCACUUCGACAGCCACGUCCGCUUCCCGGGCCAGAUCGCCGCCGGCGGCGCCAGGGGCCUCCCCUUCCGCCGCGCGCCCUCCUUCCGCAAUGCCGCCGACUGCGCCACCCCAACCACCACCAACACCACCACCGUCUGCGACGCCUCCCUCGUCCACAUCGCCAUCACCCUGGACGAGGGCUACCUGCGGGGCUCCGUCGCGGCCGUCCACUCCGUGGUGCAGCACGCCGUGUGCCCGGACACCGUCUUCUUCCACUUCCUGGUGUCGGACCCGAGCCUGGGCGACCUGGUCCGCGCCGUCUUCCCGCAGCUCCGCUUCAAGGUCUACUACUUCGACCCGGCGCGCGUGCGCGGGCUCAUCUCCUCCUCCGUGCGCCAGGCGCUGGAGGAGCCGCUCAACUACGCCCGCAACUACCUGGCCGACCUGCUCGACCCCUGCGUGCGCCGCGUCGUCUACCUCGACUCCGACCUCGUCCUCGUCGACGACGUCGCCAAGCUCUGGCGCACCGACCUGGCGGGCCGCACCGUCGGCGCGCCAGAGUACUGCCACGCCAACUUCACCAAGUACUUCACGGCACGGUUCUGGUCCGACCACCGGCUCGCGGCCACCUUCGCGGGGCGCCGCCCCUGUUACUUCAACACGGGCGUCAUGGUGCUCGACCUCGCCCGGUGGCGGCGCGCCGGCUACACGCGGCGCAUCGAGCGCUGGAUGGAGACGCAGCGGUCGGCGGCGGCGUCGCCGGAAGGCCGCAUCUACGAGCUAGGCUCGCUGCCGCCGUUCCUGCUGGUCUUCGCGGGCCACGUGGCGCCCAUCGAGCACCGCUGGAACCAGCACGGCCUCGGCGGCGACAACGUACACGGCAGCUGCCGCGACCUCCACCCGGGCCCCGUCAGCCUGCUGCAUUGGUCCGGCUCCGGCAAGCCAUGGGCGCGCCUCGGCGCAGGCCGGCCGUGCCCGCUCGACGCCCUCUGGGCGCCCUUCGACCUCUACGGCCCCGACGCCGCCGCCGUGGAGACGUCCCGGUAAACCACCACACUGCUACUGCUACUGCUACAGAAAGAUUCUUUUCCUUCUUUCGACGACGACCUUCCUCUUCCUCUUCCUCCCGUAUAAAAUCCUGAGCACUCAUUCUUGGCCACCUCCUCCGUUACAUGUUCAGAAACCUACUCAUAUAAUUUUUUCUUCUUCUCCUUCUUCUCUCUUCAUGCUGUUCAAUUCAAUGUUUUGUGUCUCCUGCUGCUAGAUUGUUCGUGUUCUAGUGAUCUGCUGCUGUUGUUGUUGCAUAUACAGUAUUUUUGAUCGUU
Molecule: messenger RNA, 1949 nt
Organism: Lolium perenne
Lineage: Eukaryota; Viridiplantae; Streptophyta; Magnoliopsida; Poales; Poaceae
Product: probable galacturonosyltransferase-like 7
Cellular component (GO): Golgi apparatus
Molecular function (GO): glycosyltransferase activity
Source: RefSeq, a predicted model, not a curated record